Messenger RNA from Calliphora vicina (urban bluebottle blowfly), 460 nucleotides. RefSeq lists its product as uncharacterized. NCBI's taxonomy places the organism in Eukaryota, Metazoa, Arthropoda, Insecta, Diptera, Calliphoridae. Bases 71 to 388 code for a protein of 105 amino acids. The record is from RefSeq and is a predicted model, not a curated record. The transcript is spliced from 3 exons.
AAUUAGAUUCAUAGACACACAAAAUCGCCAUCAACUCAGUCGAUGUCUAGCAUCUGGCAUUAAAAGAACAAUGAAAUUCUUGCUUCUCAUAAGUUUAAUUUGUGGCCUCAUUAUCACAAAUAGAGCAGCGGAAAUGAGAGGAAAUUAUGCAGAUCCAAAACACCCAGGAAAAUGUGUUGUUAAAGGUGUUGUAUUGUCGCCUGGAGAACAUCCCUAUUCACGUUGUGGCCGUAUGUUGUGCGGUGAGAGUGGUGCGGUUGUUUUUCAUACAUGUGGUGCCAUACUACCACCCGAAGGUCAUAAGCUGGGAGAACCUAUUCAUCCAACAGCGCCAUAUCCAAAAUGUUGUGAAAAACAUUAUAUUCCAAUUGAGAAGGAAAAUGAGUAAUUGUUGCAAAUAUAUAAAUAAAUAUACAUAUACAUAUGUAUAGCAAAUCAUAUGUAUUUGCGAUUUCUAUUA